UCCCUAUUAGUCCUGAUAUUUCUCUAUGGUCCCGAUAGUUUUUAUUUAAAAUCUGUUUCUGGCAAUAUUCUACUCAUUAAUUGGUUAUCUGCUGACUGUUCUAGCAACAUUGGUUUUUGACAAAUGACAAUAAUUUAAAAAAAAUGUGUGAAAGUGGAUGCGCGGUAUUAUUUUGAUUUUACAAUUUAAAAUUUUAUUUAUUCAGAAACAUAAACAAGCGGCUUGUGUUUGUAAAAUAUUACAAAUUAUAUGUGAAAAAUAAUUUAGUGAGAGCGUUCUAUUCUGUUCAUAAAAUAAUUUUUAAAUGAUAAAACAAACAGUGACGGCGCGAUGUGCGGAUGCCCCGAGCGCAGCCCUGCAGAGCUGUACAGCGCUCCAGUUGGAUCGAACGAUUGCGUAGUCGCGACGAGGGGCCGUAGCCUUCGAUGCUUUGUGUGUGUUUUUUAACAUGGCGUUCGUGGCGCUUCUGAAAUAAAAAAAACAAGAGAACGACGAGGAAUCAGCUAAUGUCAUUUGCUGGAGAAUAAACUCGAAGUAGAAAUAUAUUUAAAUGUAAUUUGAUCAAGAUGGAUGAUUCGUUUAUUAUCGCGAAUUUCCACGCGCUGUGCCGCCUCUGCCUCAAUAAAUGUAAUCUUACAAUGUCAAUAUUUAGUACUGCUGAUGAUGAAGCUAAUAUCUCUUUAACCUCGAAAAUCGCUGAAUGCUUCGAACUACAGAUGGAUCCCAAUGAUGGCCUCCCUGCCAGAAUAUGCUACAAAUGUUUGUUUAAAUUGAAUAAAUGUUCAAAAUUCAGAUCACAGUGUAUUCAAAGUGAGGCCAGACUGAGACAAAUAACAAACAGUGUCAAUGAGUUGGACAACUCAAACUCAUCUGAGCUGAGUUCUUUCAAUUAUAAUAACUUGCAGGAAACCCAAAAACCAAAAGCUGAAGAUUAUAUUGUUGAAGACAGUGUUGUGAUGGUUGUGGAUCCCAGCCUCGAUUAUGACUCUUCGGAAGAUUCAGAUAAUGUUGAUCAAGCUGAAGUAGAGACAGUGGAAAGAAACAACACACCAGAUGGAGACACAAACUCUGAAUCAUUCUACAAAAAUGUUUUUAUGUGUAAGUUCUGCGAUCAAGCCUUUAUUUCACAGGACAAAUGUAAGGAACAUGAACAUGGCUUCCACGACCCUAAUCUUCCCUACAAAUGCGUUGAAUGCAGUCUGGUAUUUGCUGAACGUACACAGUAUGUAGCUCACACCAAACAAGUUCAUGGAAGUGACAAACCUUACCAUUGCCCCGAAUGUGACAAAUGCUUUGGUCGAAGGUCAGAUUUACGUAAACAUUCAAUUGUACAUACAGGUGUAAGACCUUUCCAAUGUCAGUAUUGCUUGAAGAGCUUCUCUCGUAAUACAAAUCUGAGCAAACAUCUGAGAAUCCACGCGGGACACAAACCACAUGUUUGUCCACUGUGUCCACGCAGUUUUGUAGCCAAAGGUGACCUGCAACGUCAUGUAUUAGUUCAUUCUGGAAUGAAACCAUAUGCUUGUCGGAAGUGUCCACUGACAUUUGGUCGAAGAGAUAAGCUUAUCAAACAUGAAGUUAAACAUGGCCCUAUUAGUCCUGAACAUAAAGCAUAUGAAAAUGACCAAGAAACACAUGACAUGGUUGUCAAUGUGAACCCAUUCAAUAACCUGAUGACUUCACCUUCACAACUGAACUCUAGCAAUGCAAAUGCUAAUGAUUAUGAUCUACCUAGGGUACCAGAUCACAUUGCCGGUGAAGGUAGCUUUAUAAGCCAAAUGCAAAAAAAUCCAUCCACCUCAGGAAAAAGAAUACACAAUUCUCCAUCCAAGCAAAAAGUUACAACACCAACAAAAAACAGACCCAAAAACAUUAAAUGUCAUCAGUGCCCUAAAAGAUUUGCUUCAUUAGAUGCUUAUAAAACUCAUGUGUCUAUAGCUCACAUUGGUUCUAGAGUUUUUCAAUGUAAAAUCUGUUUUAAAAAGUUUUCUAGGAAGAGAGAACUCGACCGUCAUGUCACAAUACACUCUGGUAUGAAGCCGUUCAGCUGCAGCCAGUGCGAUAAAAAGUUUGUUAGAAAGGACAAACUAGACAAACAUGAACAGAUGCACGAAUGCUUGGUCGUGAACAUGCCUUGUAUUGAAUGUGGCGCCACAUUUGAGAAGAAAGCAGACUUAGUGGCUCACAUAAAGUCACACUUCACUGAUAAUUUUGAUGAAAAAAUCUCCAACACUGAAAUUAAGAAGGAGAACGAACCUGAUUUCCCCAUGGAAGACAAUUUUUAUGAUGAAACCUGAGAUACAAGACUAGACAUUGAAAAAAUGUCAUAGAAAUAACUUUUGUUUUUAAAUUAAUGUAAAUAGUUAUAAUGGUUAAAACUGUAAACAUACAUUUUAAUUGCUUGUUAUAUUUUAAUCAGUAUUCUAAAUUAUUGUAAUCUUGUUAAAUAUUAUAGGAUGCACCCCAACAUGUACUUAUAGAAUUUUAAACACUAGAUUUAUAUUAGUAUGUAGAUAUAUUUACCUACAAAUUAAAAUUAUGUUAAUAUGAGAUUAAUUAAGUUUCUAGUACUACUAGUUAUAUAGUAGUUCAUACCAAAAAUAGAUAAGUUAUCAGGAAUCUUGAUCUUUUGACGUCAUAUUUCUAGAAGUGGUAACACAAUAAAUGCAUUUACCUUAAUCUUGUGUACGGAUGAUAAUCAAGUGUUCUAUGCAGUGGCGUAACCAUAGGGUUUCAGAUUGGCAAAAUGCCACUUGCCCCUGGCAUGAGACAGUCAGCUCAAAAGUAGUCUAAUAUUAAAAAAUUCACAACAAACAAAUUUUCUGGAGCCCCGUUUUUGCCAAGGCCCCAGAUAGUGUAGUUACGCCACCAUUUGUAUGUUAUUUAUUUGUAGCUAUUAAUCAUUGUUACCAUUUAUUUUUUAUACUUGCAUAUAUUCAAAAUAUCUGACAAAAUUGUUUAUGAGCAAUAAUUAGUAAUUAAUUCCCUGUGAUUUUAAUGUUUUGAACCUAAAUAAAGAAAACCAAAUAUUGUUAUUUUUCAA
This is a messenger RNA of Bicyclus anynana (squinting bush brown), 3043 nucleotides long. Its product is annotated as zinc finger protein 571. Gene Ontology annotation, biological process: regulation of transcription by RNA polymerase II. The record is from RefSeq and is a predicted model, not a curated record. NCBI's taxonomy places the organism in Eukaryota, Metazoa, Arthropoda, Insecta, Lepidoptera, Nymphalidae. Gene Ontology annotation, molecular function: zinc ion binding; DNA-binding transcription factor activity, RNA polymerase II-specific; RNA polymerase II transcription regulatory region sequence-specific DNA binding. Bases 567 to 2297 code for a protein of 576 amino acids. The transcript is spliced from 2 exons. Gene Ontology annotation, cellular component: nucleus.